AUGUCAACUACUGCUUCCAAACCAUCAGCACCACAGAGUGCAGAGACUACUACACCUGCUGCCAUCGCUCCAAAUGCUGACUAUGAUAGGUCUUUGUUGCAAAAGUUCAUUGGCCAGUCAUCAUUGUUGAAGGAUGGAGUACUGGGACAAUGUGCCAUGUUUGCCAAGAUGAUGGUCACCUUCUCAUCGAUUGGUUCAUUCGAGCCAGCUCAGCUGUCUGCCAAGCAACUCAAAGGUGAACUAGCCGAGUUUGGUGUUACCGACUCCAAGAAGGACAAGAAGAAGGAUAAGGGUGACAAGAAGGAUAAGAAGGAUAAGAAAAAGGACAAGGGUGAUAAGAAAGACAAGAAGGACAAGGGAGAUAAGAAGGAUAAGAAAGAUAAGAAGGACAAGGGUGAUAAGAAGGACAAGAAGGAUAAGAAGGACAAGGGAGACAAGAAGGAGAAGAAAGAGAAGAAGGAGAAGAGUGAUAAGGAGAAGGCAAAGGAUGAGAAAAAGGCUCUGAAGAAACAAGAUAAGGAGGAGAAGAAGGGAAAGAAGAACAAGGACAAGGAUGACAAGAAGGACAAGAAGAAGCAGGAGAAGGAGGAGAAGAAGAAGGAGAAGAAGGAGAUUGGUCUCACUGAGCGUGUCAUCACUCAGACCAGAGCACUCCUGGACGACGACAAGUCUCUGGGCUUACUUGCACCAUGCAUGCAGUUGAUCAAGUGUCCAUCAGGACAGGACGAGGCCGAGUGUAAGAGGAUCAAGGAGCUGUCCAUCAAGCAGCUCAAGAGUGAGAUUUGCUACAGCCAGUUCCUCACCAACCUGCUCGAAUGCCAAAAGAGUGGCGGCAAGAACUGUGUCACCAGAAACAUCGGUCUCGCAUACACCUGCAGGAACAUCACUGGCAAGACUGGACUGUCCACUUCAGUCUUCUCCAAGUCAUACUAA
Acytostelium subglobosum LB1 is the source of this 933-nucleotide messenger RNA. RefSeq lists its product as hypothetical. The coding region runs from base 1 to 933 and encodes 310 amino acids. Lineage: Eukaryota; Evosea; Eumycetozoa; Acytosteliales; Acytosteliaceae. The record is from RefSeq and is a predicted model, not a curated record. The transcript has a single exon.